GGCUCAGAGCGGCGGCGUGCGACGGCGGCGGGCCAUGGGGCCGUGGCCCGGCUAGCCGGGCGCGGCGAUGUCGGGCUACGCGCGCCGCCCUGGCGCGCCCCCGCUGUCCCGGGCCCGGAGUCUCGUCGUUCCCGACGCUCCUGCGUUCUAUGAGCGCCGGUCUUGUCUCCCCCAGCUAGACUGUGAGCGCCCCCAUUUCGGGGACCUGCACCCCCACUUCUUCGGCAUUCGGCCGACGUUUAUGUGCUAUGUGCCCAGCCCGGUGCUGGCGUCCGUGGGAGACACAGAUUUUGGCUAUGGAAAGGGGAAAUGUACUAAGCAAGGUCCAUCAGGAGCCCACGAGACAUGUUUUGGAGAUGACAAACUUGAAGAUCUUGAAGAAGCAAAUCCAUUCUCCUUUAAAGAGUUCCUGAAAACCAAGAACCUUGGCCUUUCAAAAGAGGACACAACCAACAGUAGAAUUUACCCAAAGGAAGCCUCAAGGCACCCACUGGGACUGGACCACAACUCCCCCACUCCCCAGACUGUGGGGUAUGGCCUGGAAUAUCAGCAGCCGUUUUUCGAAGACCCGACAGGGGCUGGUGACCUCCUAGACGAGGAAGAAGACGAGGAUGAUGGGUGGAAUGGAGCCUAUCUGCCAUCUGCGGUGGAGCAAACUCACUCAUCCAGAGCCACAGCCAGCACAUCGCCCUGCGGCACAUACCUUUCCUUUUUCUCCACCCCUUCGGAACUGGUGGGGCCCGAGUCUCUGCCCCCAUGGACACUGAAUGACACAGACUCACAUGUCUCUCCACCUUCUCCAGCAGAGAGUCCCAACGCGGACUUUGUGGCCCAUGGAGAGUCCUUGGGAGACAGACACCUGCGGACGCUGCAGAUAAGUUACGAAGCACUGAAAGAUGAAAAUUCUAAGCUAAGAAGAAAGCUGAAUGAAGUUCAGAGCUUCUCUGAAACUCAAACAGAAAUGGUGAGGACACUUGAGCGGAAGUUGGAGGCAAAGAUGAUCAAGGAGGAGAGUGACUUCCAUGACCUGGAGUCUGUGGUCCAGCAAGUAGAGCAGAACCUCGAGCUGAUGACUAAACGCGCUGUAAAGGCAGAAAAUCAUGUCAUAAAGCUCAAACGGGAAAUAAACUUGCUCCAGGCACAGGUCUCCAACUUCAAGCGAGAGAAUGAAGCCCUGCGGUCGGGCCAGGGUGCCAGCCUGACAGUGGUGAAGCAGAACACCGACGUGGCCUUACAGAACCUCCGUGUGGUCAUGAACAGUGCACACACAUCCAUAAAGCAGCUGGUUUCAGGAGCAGAAACAUUAAAUCUUGUUGCUGAAAUCCUUAAAUCUAUAGACAGAAUUUCCGAAAUUAAAGACGAGGAGGAGAACCCUUGAGAACCACUGGCUGCUUCCAGCUCCUGGCUGUGUGCGCCGAUAUCACCACUGCUUCAUCUGAACAUGCACCCCUAACUACGCCGUCUUUGCCCAAAGGAUCAUGACAUACCAAUUUCAUGACCUAACACAGUGUUAUUGGCUCUCCGCAACAGGAGCAGCUCCUGUCUAUGAGCUGUACCUGUGGUUUGUAUGCAGUCCUUGGUGAAAUUUACAGAUGCAAUAUAGAUGAAAUAAUCUAUUGGAAGAAAUUUUUAUAAAUUCCAGAAAGUUUUAAAAUUACUAAACAUGAAAACAGCA
Molecule: messenger RNA, 1675 nt
Organism: Castor canadensis (American beaver)
Lineage: Eukaryota; Metazoa; Chordata; Mammalia; Rodentia; Castoridae
Gene: Entr1
Product: endosome associated trafficking regulator 1
Biological process (GO): positive regulation of cilium assembly; regulation of cytokinesis; positive regulation of protein localization to cilium
Cellular component (GO): centrosome; midbody; early endosome
Source: RefSeq, a predicted model, not a curated record